AUGCUGUCGUAUCAAAAUAUAACGCCGAGCCAGCGCGAGUUGUACGACAAGGUCAAGAAUACACCUCGUUAUUUCUGUCGACAUGGGGAACAGGUUGGCGAUGCUGGAGCGCAGGCGAUUGCUGAGGCACUUAAAGUCAACAUGACAAUUACCCAAGUCGAUCUUUGGCAGAAUCAGAUUGGCGAAGUUGGUGCGCGCGCGCUUGCCGAGACACUCAAAGUGAACGAGACAGUGACUUGGAUCGCUAUUUGGGAUAAUCAGAUUGGCGAUGCCGGAGCGAGCGCGAUUGCUGAGGCGCUCAAAGUGAACAAGACAGUGACCGAAGUCGUUUUGGGCGGGAAUCAGAUUAGUGAUAUUGGAGCGAGCGCGAUUGCUGAGGCGCUCAAAGUGAACAAGACAGUGACCAGGCUCGACCUGGAUAAAAAUCAGAUUGGCAGUGCUGGAGCACAGGCGCUUGCUGAGGCAUUCAAAGUGAACAAGACGCUGGCAUGGCUCAAUCUGUCAUGGAAUUGCAUUGGCGAUGUUGGUAUUCAAGCGAUUGCUGAUGCAUUCGAGUCCAAUCCCACUCUGACUGAUUUUUACAUUGGCAACCAGUGUAGCCCUCUUGUACCCUCCUUGCUUCCACGAUUGGCGACUGCUGACGAGCUUCAGGCCGUGUUUGGCUUGCUGACCAGCGGACGGGAGCUGGAGGAUCAGCUUGCAUCUCUACCGGCACUGCCGACUGAGAUUGCCGAUCUCAUUAUGGACGAAGCGUGUUACUGGCAAGGCCUGCGAAGAACCCGAUGCAACAUUUACGAUGAACGUUUUUUGCAAGUCACAGUUCCGAGGAGCAGCACUGGGAAUGCAAUCCGUGUACAGGCAAUGCAAGUGCUUCUUGACAUGAAGUAUGUUCGUGCCAAGAACCCAGAGCUGUACGUUGUUCAAUUGAUUGUCCGAGAUACGCAAGGUGCUGUUCAAUACGAAUGCACUGCGAAACCGACUUUGGUCGAUUCGACUCUCUGGCGUGUGACAAUCCUGCCAGCCAACCAUCCUGUCAUUCGACAAAUGCGCGAGGGCUGGACGGUUGACGUUCAACCCAGCAAGUGUACGGGCGGUGGGCGAUUCGAGUCGCUUCAUGUCGGAUAUAUUGAAAGACAAUAUGUAAAAUCCAUGCGGAUGUAA
Messenger RNA from Capsaspora owczarzaki ATCC 30864, 1161 nucleotides. RefSeq lists its product as hypothetical. Gene Ontology annotation, molecular function: protein binding. NCBI's taxonomy places the organism in Eukaryota, Filasterea, Ministeriida, Capsasporidae. The transcript is spliced from 8 exons. The record is from RefSeq and is a predicted model, not a curated record. The coding region runs from base 1 to 1161 and encodes 386 amino acids.